Messenger RNA from Suillus paluster, 1844 nucleotides. RefSeq names its product 6-phosphofructo-2-kinase-domain-containing protein. The record is from RefSeq and is a predicted model, not a curated record. Gene Ontology annotation, biological process: fructose 2,6-bisphosphate metabolic process; fructose metabolic process. Gene Ontology annotation, cellular component: cytosol. The coding region runs from base 68 to 1687 and encodes 539 amino acids. The transcript has 11 exons. NCBI's taxonomy places the organism in Eukaryota, Fungi, Basidiomycota, Agaricomycetes, Boletales, Suillaceae. Gene Ontology annotation, molecular function: fructose-2,6-bisphosphate 2-phosphatase activity; 6-phosphofructo-2-kinase activity; ATP binding.
GCAUUAACAUCAACUCUGAGCGCAAAUCCCCUAGACAGGCAAGGUCAGAUAAGUGUCGUAUCGAAGCAUGGCAGCACCUCUCUAUACCACAGCCUCUGGCUUGCUGUUUCAUGCUGGUAAGAUCCUCAUCUUAACAGUUGGCCUACCUGCUCGUGGCAAGACACACAUUUCCCGCGCGCUCGAACGUUAUCUCAGAUGGAUGGGCGUGAAGACUCAGGUCGUAUCUCUGGGUGACUAUCGACGGAAGAUCCUUGGCGGUACCAAAAAACUGCCGCCGGAUUACUUCACGUUAGGUGAAAAGAGUCCAGAGACCAUGGCGUUACGCAAGGAAAUUUCAGACGGCUGCGAAAAGCUCAUCGAGGACUUCUUUGAGUCCGGUGGACAGGUUGUAAUCUAUGAUGCUAACAACGGAUCGCGAACGGUGCGGCAGGCUCUGGCGGAGAAAUACGAUAAGCAGGGAGUUCAUGUUAUCAUCCUUGAGUCCGUGUGCGAUAACAAAGAGAUUAUUGAAACUAAUAUCCGGAACGUCAAGAUAUCCUCUCCUGAUUAUCGUGGCUGGGAUCCAGACAAGGCCGUAGAAGAUUACUAUGGUCGCAUCCGUGAUCGCGAAAAAUCAUAUGAAACGGUUGAAGAAACUACUUGGCCAUUUAUCCGUAUAAUAAAUGUAGGCGAGAAGAUCAUGGUCAACAACAUUCGUGGCUAUUUGCAGUCGCGGAUUGUCUUCUUCCUCAUGAAUAUCCACAAUCGACCCCGCAUGAUUUACUUUGCUCGGUCCGGACAAUCACUCAUUGAACAUUCUUACAAAGCCGACUCGGAUCUUUCUCCGGCGGGGUGGGAAUACUCUGAGCGGCUGAAAGAGUUCGUGGUCGAGCGACGUGCCAAAUCACUCGAGCAGCGUGGAUUCGACCCCGAUGACAGACGCCUAGUUAUAUGGACCUCUACUCGGCGUCGUGCUCAUCACACUGCUUGGCCAUUCCUGACCGCGACACGAGCUUCUUCAAUUCCGCAACAACUCCACAUUGCUGCUUCUCAUCUCACCGUGCCGCCACAGUCGGCGGUUGCCCGGAACGUGGUUACCACAGACGCAACUGGAGAGCUGAUAGAAACAAAAGCUACCGCUGGCUCGUCUUUGAAAGUCAAGGUGAUCGAGAAAACGCAGAUGUCCGAGAUCAAUCCCGGGGUCUGGGACGGCCUCACUCCCGAUCAGGCGAGGAAGUUUUAUCCAGAGGAAUGGGCAAGAUUCGUCAAAGAUCCGUACGCGUUCCGUGCUCCCAGAGCAGAAAGCUAUCACGAUUUAUCCGUUCGCCUAGAACCAAUCUUGAUCGAAUUGGAGCGCGAGAAAGAAGACCUUCUGAUUAUCGGACACUCUUCUGUUAUCCGAUGCCUUCUGGCGUAUCUGAUCGGGUUGCCUGCGAGCGAGAUUCCUGCAAUUGAAAUUGCAAGAGGUGACUUGUUGGAAGUUGUUCCGACCUCCUAUGGAGUGCACAGCCAAGCCUUCCACUUCUGGGAUGGUCCUGGUCGACGGGGUGAAGGCAUUGAUGGAGACGGGGAGGAAGAAGAUGAGACAAACUUUUACGAAAAUUAUGCAGAGGACACGAAGGGGAAAAAACGGGUGACCACUGUUGAUCUGGGGUUCCUUACCCCCAGUUUUCGAGAAGACUGCGGAGGAUCUCCAGUGGAAAGCUGACUUGCACCCUUAGCAAUAUCUCAGGAAUGUAUAUACCUGUGAUGUGAAGCAGAACGUGCACAUAACCCUUACAUAUCGGACAGCGUCAUGUUACUGUGUACCUUAUAUCCACACCUCCACUCUCCAAAUGACGCAGACUGAAUUACUUGAAAAGUUC